AUGGAUGACCGGAUCUAUAAUGCAGUCCGUGCAAAUGUGCUAUCGACUAGCUCGCGCACGCAGCGAGUGAUUGCUUUGUCUUCAGGGGAGUCUGAACUGUUGGCAUCCGCUUCUGUGCUGAGCGAUGCAAUGCUUGUUCGUGAGUGCGUCAAGUUUGCGCUAGGGUUUGAUGAGAGCCCGCUGAUACAGCACCAUGUUGACAGCACUGCUGCCUUGGGUGCGCUUAGGCGCCAGGGCGUGGGGAAGAUCCGAUAUCUUUCCACCCGCAUUCUUUGGCAGCAGCUACUUGUCAAGCAGGGCAUUAUAAUUGCCAACAAGAUAUCCACGGACUACAAUGUAGCAGACAUUGGGACAAAGGGGCUGAGCCGUGCCCGCACAUUGUUCCUCAAGCAUCUGUUGCAUGUGUAUGAUGAGGCUGAGGCACGCUAUGUUGGUGAGGAUGAAAUGACUGCGCAAGUUGAGAAGGAUGCAAUGAAGGAAGCAGUGAGGCGUUUUCGUCAGGCCCACCAUGGAGGCAGAGUUCCGAAGCAGCAGCUUCGGCAAAUCAUGAUUGCCGCCUUGCUGUCCUUCCCUGCCGGUGCAGCCGCAACCGAAGUGAACUGUGCGAACGCCUUGAGCCUUCCCGUGCGCUAUGGCAGCUACAUCUUGAUGACCUUUAUCCUUUUGUGCACCAUGCUCCUGCAAGGAUGUCGCAGUGAGCAGCAGUGGGUUCAGGUUGUUAUUAGUGUAGAUUGGUCCGGGAUCCUAGUUGCACUGAUAGUCUUGGUUGGUCUUGAGUUAGUGUGCGUGCGCCUCGGAGUAUCCCUUUUCCAGCAUCUGUGGAGCUCCUGGAGGCAGGAUGAUGAAUAUGCGCAUGCCACGGAAGAGCCAGCCUUGAGUGAAGCGUCUGAGCAGCCAGAGCCAGAAGAUGAUGAGUGUGACGAUGGCCCGUCACAAGUCGAUGGUUGCCGCUGUGAUGCCACGGAUGAGGUAGAUCGCGACCCCGAGGCAGCGAGUAGCACAGAUGAUCAGGGAUUCAUGCGAGGGCAGCCGGGCCCAGCUGGACCAAGGUCUUAUGAGCCCGAGCCGCUAGAUGGAGACUUCACGGAUGUGCAGAAUGUGCCAGCAGCUGUGAUCGGAGACCUUGAUGAUGAUCUUGAAGCUAAUGCUCAUGAUGCGCCUCAGGGGCAGGCCGAGCUAGCAGUGCAAGACUUAGUGCAUGUGGACCCGCACAUGUCAUGGUUUGUUGCACCGAUUGCAGGCCGCCGUGUGCAUAUCUUCAGGACGUGCCAAGGGCUGAUGAAUGCGUCAAGGGUGAUCCGCAUCACCGAACGUGAACGAGAAAUGCAAUGGCCGUACCGCAAUUUCCCUGUGUGCUUCUACUGCCGCCACCGUGCGCAGGCCCAGAUGCGACGCGAGAGAGAUCCGCCAAGGAUCUACGAGAUCGGCUGA
This is a messenger RNA of Symbiodinium sp. CCMP2592, 1431 nucleotides long. The record is from the annotation of a GenBank genome assembly. NCBI's taxonomy places the organism in Eukaryota, Dinophyceae, Suessiales, Symbiodiniaceae.